Messenger RNA from Protobothrops mucrosquamatus (brown spotted pit viper), 735 nucleotides. RefSeq names its product SEC11 homolog A, signal peptidase complex subunit (gene SEC11A). Lineage: Eukaryota; Metazoa; Chordata; Lepidosauria; Squamata; Viperidae. Gene Ontology annotation, cellular component: membrane; signal peptidase complex. The record is from RefSeq and is a predicted model, not a curated record. Gene Ontology annotation, molecular function: serine-type endopeptidase activity.
GAUGUCGGCGGCCGGAAGCGGAAGUGUGAGACGGUCGGGUCUCCCGGCCGCAGCCUCCUCGCCCGCCGGGAUGCUGUCCUUGGACUUUCUGGACGAUGUUCGGCGGAUGAAUAAGCGGCAGCUGUAUUACCAGGUUCUGAACUUCGGAAUGAUUGUUUCCUCGGCGCUGAUGAUCUGGAAGGGGUUGAUGGUGGCAACGGGCAGCGAGAGUCCCAUCGUUGUUGUACUUAGUGGCAGUAUGGAACCCGCCUUUCACAGAGGAGACCUCCUGUUCUUGACCAACCGCGUUGAAGAGCCAAUCAGAGUGGGAGAAAUCGUGGUCUUUAGGAUAGAAGGAAGGGAAAUUCCAAUUGUGCACCGGGUCCUGAAAAUCCACGAAAAACAAAACGGCGACAUCAAGUUUUUGACCAAAGGUGACAACAAUGCAGUUGAUGAUCGAGGCUUGUAUAGACAAGGGCAACACUGGCUGGAGAAGAAAGAUGUGGUUGGAAGAGCGAGAGGGUUUGUGCCGUACAUUGGAAUAGUAACCAUCCUAAUGAACGAUUACCCUAAAUUCAAGUACACUGUCCUUUUUCUCCUGGGAUUGUUUGUCCAUUUCGCUGCUUCUUAAUCCGAGUUGGAUUUUGGCAUUUUCGUUUUCUACGACUGCUGUGUCACGGGCAGGUUAAUCUCAGUAUUUUGAAGAGUUUGUCACACUUUAGCAUUUUUGUACAUCGGUGAAUUUUUUAUAUUAAA